This is a messenger RNA of Carlito syrichta (Philippine tarsier), 3103 nucleotides long. RefSeq names its product SRP receptor alpha subunit (gene SRPRA). Gene Ontology annotation, cellular component: endoplasmic reticulum membrane; signal recognition particle receptor complex. Gene Ontology annotation, biological process: SRP-dependent cotranslational protein targeting to membrane. The record is from RefSeq and is a predicted model, not a curated record. Lineage: Eukaryota; Metazoa; Chordata; Mammalia; Primates; Tarsiidae. The transcript is spliced from 12 exons. Gene Ontology annotation, molecular function: GTPase activity; GTP binding; signal recognition particle binding.
GGGGCGGGAGCCCGGCGGCCCCGAGCGGAAGUGCGGCUGAGCCGGUUUCCGGGGCCGCCGGUGUGACGUGUCCCGCGCUUGGCGCAGCAGGAAGCGGCGGCGAUCCCAGCCUGAGUUCCCGGCGCUGGCUCCAGCUCCCGUGCCGCUGCCGCCAUGCUCGACUUCUUCACCAUUUUCUCCAAGGGCGGGCUUGUGCUCUGGUGCUUCCAGGGCGUGAGCGACUCAUGCACCGGGCCCGUUAACGCGUUGAUUCGUUCAGUGCUGCUGCAGGAGCGAGGAGGUAACAACUCCUUCACCCAUGAGGCACUCACACUCAAGUAUAAACUGGACAACCAGUUUGAGCUGGUGUUUGUGGUUGGUUUUCAGAAGAUCCUGACACUGACGUAUGUAGACAAAUUGAUAGAUGAUGUGCACCGGCUGUUUCGGGACAAGUACCGCACAGAGAUCCAACAACAAAGUGCUUUAAGUCUAUUAAAUGGCACUUUUGAUUUCCAGAAUGACUUCCUGCAGCUCCUUCGUGAAGCAGAGGAGAGCAGUAAGAUCCGUGCUCCCACUACCAUGAAGAAAUUUGAAGAUUCUGAAAAGGCCAAGAAACCUGUGAGAUCCAUGAUUGAAACACGGGGGGAUAAACCCAAGGAAAAAGCAAAAAACAGCAAAAAAAAGGGAGCCAAGAAGGAAGGUGAGCUUGAGUUCCUUGGACAUACUGGGGUAUGAAAGGUGCUAACGGCCAGGCUCCGUGGCUCAGCCUGUUGUCCCAGCACUCUGGGAGCCUGAGGGUUCGAGAUCAGCUGGGGCACUUGGCGAGACCUCAUCUCUACAAUAAAUAAAAAAUUAGCGGGGCAUGGUAGCCCCCGCCUGUAGUUCCAGCUACUUGUAAGGCUGAGGCAGAAGGAUCACAAGAGCCCAGCAGGUCGACACCGAGGUGGCCCUUCCCCAAAUCGAAGAGAGCAAUGUGGACAGGGUAAAUCCUGGGCUUUUUCCUCAGAGCCCUCAGUGUUCUUAACCCCAUCUCAUUCCUUUUCCUAUAUCCUUCAGAUUCGAGGGACUGGGCCUGGGGGACAGCUUCAGGAUCUAGACUGCAGCAGCUCCGAUGAAGAAGGCCCCGCUCAAAACUCCACCAAACCUAGCGCUACCAAAGGGACACUGGGUGGCAUGUUUGGGAUGCUGAAGGGCCUCGUGGGUUCCAAGAGCUUGAGUCGUGAAGACAUGGAAUCUGUGCUGGACAAGAUGCGCGAUCAUCUCAUUGCUAAGAAUGUAGCUGCAGACAUUGCUGUCCAGCUCUGUGAAUCUGUUGCCAACAAAUUAGAAGGGAAGGUGAUGGGGACAUUCAGCACGGUGACUUCCACAGUAAAGCAAGCUCUACAGGAGUCCCUAGUGCAGAUUCUGCAGCCACAGCGUCGUGUAGACAUGCUCCGGGAUAUCAUGGAUGCCCAGCGUCGUCAACGUCCUUAUGUCGUCACCUUCUGUGGUGUUAAUGGAGUAGGGAAAUCUACUAAUCUUGCUAAGAUUUCCUUCUGGCUGUUAGAGAACGGCUUCAGUGUCCUCAUUGCUGCCUGUGAUACAUUUCGUGCCGGGGCUGUGGAGCAGCUGCGCACACACACCCGGCGUUUGAGUGCCCUACACCCCCCAGAGAAGCAUGGUGGCCGCACUAUGGUGCAGCUGUUUGAAAAGGGCUAUGGCAAGGAUGCUGCUGGCAUUGCCAUGGAAGCCAUUGCCUUUGCACGUAACCAAGGCUUCGAUGUGGUGCUGGUGGAUACAGCAGGCCGCAUGCAAGACAAUGCCCCCCUGAUGACUGCCCUGGCCAAACUAAUUACUGUCAAUACACCUGACUUGGUGCUGUUUGUGGGAGAGGCCUUAGUAGGCAAUGAAGCCGUGGACCAGCUGGUCAAGUUCAACAGAGCCUUGGCUGACCAUUCUCUGGCUCAAACACCUCGGCUCAUUGAUGGCAUUGUUCUUACCAAAUUUGAUACCAUUGAUGACAAGGUGGGAGCUGCUAUUUCUAUGACAUACAUCACAAGCAAACCCAUCGUCUUUGUGGGCACUGGCCAGACCUACUGUGACCUACGCAGUCUCAAUGCCAAGGCUGUGGUGGCUGCCCUCAUGAAGGCUUAAUGUGGCUCUUGCCUAAUACCAAAUCGCCGCUUUCUCCACACGCCCCAUUCCUGUAUCAAGAAUGUGCUUUAAGAGUAUGUGAGCAACUUGUCUUCAGUGUAGUACAAAGGCAGUGAGGGGAAACUCCAGGGGCUUGCAGCUCCUAACUUCACUCCCUGCUCAGCCCAGCCUCCAUCUGUACGGAAGGCCUAAUCAUGUUACAAUCACUGCCCAUUGACACUCUCCCCCCACGGGCCUCCCUGUUCCUACUCAGGCAUCUCCUUCACUCUGCCUACAGACUCAGUCUCUUCACAGCUUUGACCAAUGGUUGGAAGAUCCAGCACUAGAGCCUGGCUAAUUAGUGUGGCCAUAGGGCCAUCUGAACCUAAUGAGCAGUUUGAAGUUCCAGCUCUGUUAGGUUGAGAGACUCUUCCAGAGCCAGAUAUGGAUCUUGAAUGGCACCUCUCCCUAGGAUACACAGCCAGCAGGUCCCUGGGGCCAGGAUGACACCCACCUCACUGUGGCAGUAUAUGGCCGUUAAUUGCUGCUAAUUCUAAUUCUGAUGAUGACCCCUUCCCAUUGCUUCCCCCAAGCAUCAACUAGGCCAGAGUGAUUUGUUACAAGAGAGCAAAAGAUGAGUCCCUGCUUCCCUCAGAAAUUAAGGGGGCUGAGCUGCAGUGUUGUAUCAGGCUUCUCAGCCUUCCAACUCUUGCCACUCCCAGAAUCCAGAUGUAAGCUUUGCAUGUUCCCCUUCCUGGGAGGAAACUGAUUGUCAGAAGGGUAUAUGUUGCCCCUCUCCCCCACCUCAUCCUUCACUUAUUGAGCGGUCCUGGCCUUUCCUCAUCCCUCUCCUCUACAGUGCCUGGCAGACAAGUGCUACGUUGAAUACAAACCUCUUGUUAAGACUUGUCCUGUAGCUUGGUAAUAAGAUGUGCUAUUAGUGCAAUAAGGUGAAGGCUGUCUGCCCAGAGAAAUACAUAAUUUAUAUAAGAAAAUAAAUUUCAUAAAUAAA